This is a messenger RNA of Eimeria acervulina, 2841 nucleotides long. RefSeq names its product zinc finger (C3HC4 RING finger) protein, putative. Lineage: Eukaryota; Apicomplexa; Conoidasida; Eucoccidiorida; Eimeriidae. Gene Ontology annotation, biological process: protein ubiquitination. The transcript has a single exon. Gene Ontology annotation, molecular function: transferase activity. The record is from RefSeq and is a predicted model, not a curated record. The coding region runs from base 1 to 2841 and encodes 946 amino acids.
AUGCAGCAGGUAGCGGAGGGCUCAAGGGGGGACCCUCCUGGCGAACCUACCCCUUCUGCAGCAGCAGAAUCUGCUGCUGCUCCUGCUGCAGCAGCAGCAGCAGCUAACAAUGACACAAUACUGAGCAAUGCCCCCAGCAGCAGCAGCAGCGCAGCAGCAGAUGCAGCAACAGCAGCAGAAGCAACAACAGCAGAGAAACUGCAGCAGCAGCAGCUGGAAGAACAUCCUUGCUCCAGAAUGUGCGAGAGCAGCACCACUGACGGCUGCAGCAGCAGCAGCAGCAGCACCGACAGCAGCAACAGCAGCACCCACUGCAGCAGCAGCAGCAGCAGUCGAAGCAGCAGCAGCAGCAGCAGCCUUUCUGCUUCUCCUUCAGGCCGCCGCACCCCUUCGUCUCCUUCUCGUAUGGCAGGGGAGGCAGCACUAGCCAGGGCAGCAGCAGCAGCAGCAGCUGCUGCUGCUGCUGCUGCAGCAACAACAGCAGAAGAACCCCCCACGCCCACAACAGCAGCAUCGACACCAACAGCAACAGCAGCAGCAGCAGCAGAAGAUGAAGACGAUGAAGAAAAAGAAAAAGAAGAAGAACCCGUACCCGCAACAGCAGCGCCAACAGCACCAGCAGCAGCAGCAACAGCAGCAGCAGCAACAGCAGCAGCAGCAACAGCAGCAGCAGCAGCAGCAGAUGAUGAAUCUGAUGUCGAUCAAGUGCCGCAAGAAGGAUCAGCAGGCCCCGUCCCUCUUCAAAAUAUCCCCUGGUCAACCCCUCGAAGAAGCAGCCAACAGCAGCAGCAGCAGCAGCAGCAGCAGCAAGAGCAGCAGCAGCAGCAAGAGCAGCAGCAGCAGCAGCAGAAGCAGCAGGUCCGCUGCCCGGAAUGUCGGGUAGUGUUUGCUGCUCAUGAAUUAAACGAUCAUCUCUUCUCGCAUGCAAUAGAUGCUCUGCAGCAGCAAGCGCUGCAGCAUGUGGCUGCGCGCAGCAGCUGCAGCAGCAGCAGCAGCAGCAGCAGCAGCAGGCGACCAGGACCGCUGCAACGAACGCGCUCUGAAAUACUACCGAUAUCCCCUCCCUUGCGUCCAGCAGCAACAGCAGCAACAACAACAGGAGCAGCAGCAACAGCAAGAUCAGCAACAGCUACAGAAGCAAGAACAGCAGCAGCAACAGCAGCAGCAGCAACAGAAGCGCAGCAGGCAGCACCGCGGCGUAUAUAUGGAGGUUUCAGCAGAGCAGCUACGGGGUCUCCAAGCCCUAUUGCUUCUUCCUUUGCUGCAGCAGCAGCAGCAGCUGCUGCUGCUGCUGCUGCACGACCCCCGCUGCAGCGGCGCGCAACCAGCAGCGGUCUCCCCAGCCAGCAGCAGCUCCUAUACCUUGAAGAAGGCGAAGAACAGCAGCAGCAGCAGCAGCAGCAGCAGCACUCACGCUUUGCUGCAGCGACAGCAGCACAUCGCGUCUCCUCAUACUCUCCCUCCAGCAGCAGCAGCAGCAGCAGCAGCAGCAGCAGCAGGUUAGUAACGAGGUUCUCGGCAGGCGGAUACGCACCAGCGCGCAGCAGCAGCCACACAGACGUUCCCUCUCAUCAUCAUUUGCUGCAGAGGCAGCAGCUGCAGCAUCUGCAGCAGCAGCAACUGUUGCUGCUGCAGCGGCAGCAGCAACAGCAGCAGCAGCAGCAGCAGCAGCAGCGACACCGGCGGUAUAUCAGCAUCAGACAAGAUAGCCACCAGAUGAGAGAGUGCUUAGAGGGGGUUGCUCCUUAUGUAUGGAGUAGAGACUCUAAUGAAAAUAUAUUUGCUGCUGCUUCGUCUAGAAAUGCUGCAGCAGCAGCAGCAGCAGCAGCAGCAGCAGGACGCAUGCCACCCCACAGCUGCGGCCUUCAAAGGACCCGCAGCGAUCAGCUGCAUGUACACUCCGAGAGCAUAGGAGCACCAGUUAGGCUGCCAGGUGGAAGAACAGCAGCAGCAGCAGCAGUAGCAGCAGCAGAAGCAGCAGCAGAAGCAGCAGCAGCAGCAGCUUCGGACGAGGAAGACAGAAGCCGUAGGUGGCAAUACACCCGAAGCAGCAGCAGCAGCAACUUUAUUCGAGAAGGUAUGGUGCUUCCUACUUGGGGGGAUGUGCUGUCUCGCGAGGGUUUAAUACCCUCUAGGAUUGCUGCUGCAGCAGUAGCAAGCAGCAGCAGCAGCAGCAGCAGCAGGAGAGCAGCAGCAGAGGCAGAGCGCAACCCUUGGAGAGCCCUGCCUCGUACAAGGUCAGUGCAGCAGCUCCCAGCAUCAGAGCAGCAGCAGCAGCAGCAGCAGCAGCAGCAGGCUUAUUACCAAGGGUAUGGGGGCCGUGUGCUGCAGCAGCAGCAGCAGCAGCAGCUGCAGCAUUCCUAUAGAUAUUCUCAUGCUGCUUUACAUGCAUACAACCCGCAUGGUGUUGCGGUGUAUAGGCAGCAGCGACAGCAGCAGCAGCAGCAGGAUCAGCAGCAGCAGCAGCAUAACCACAACAACCACGCCCAUCACCAAGAUCAGCAGGAGCAGCAGGAGCAGCAGCAGCAGGAGCAGCAGCAGCAGCAGCAGGAUGUAGAGGAUGAGAGUGAAGUGCGGCGUUUGCUCGAUCUAUUUAUACAAGUGCUACCUAUAAACUAUUACAACGCUUCAAUAGGAACAAAGCUAGAGGACGAGCACAGAAGGUGCUGCAUUUGCUACGAAGUGUAUAAAGAAGGCGAGACACAGAAAAGGCUGCCGUGCACACAUUCAUAUCAUUUAGAGUGUAUAGACUGCUGGUUGCUUCGUAGCUACUUCUGUCCUAUUUGUAAGUACGAUCUCAGAAAGGAUUGCAGACAGCUUCAUCUCUUCCUGUCUACUUAA